AUGUUCAGCCAGCUCCAGCAGCAGCAGCAGCAGUUGCUGCAGCUCCAGCAGCUGCUCCAGCAGCCCCCUCCGCAGCCCCCGCUGCCCAUGGCCGUGAGCAGGGGGCUCCCCCAGCAGCAGCCACAGCAGCAGCUUCUGAACCUCCAGGGCCCCAACGCCGCCUCCCUCCUCAACGGCUCCGUGCUGCUCCAGAGAGCUCUGCUUCUGCAGCAGCUGCAAGGACUGGACCAGUUUGCAAUGUCACCAGCCACGUAUGACAGUAUCGGUCUCACCAUGCCCACAGCAACACUGGGUAACCUUCGCAGCUACAACCUGGCCACCCCGAACCUGACAGCCCCUAGCCUCACAACCCCCCAGAUGGCCCCCCAAAACCUACAGCAGUAUUUCCCCCAGGCCACUCAGCAGUCCCUGCUGGGCCCCCCUCCCGUCAGGGUCCCCAUAAACCCCUCCAAGCUCAUCCCUUCAGGGCGGAACCCCCAGAAACAGGCCCGGACCACCCCUGAUCGCAAGGACUCUUCUUCGCAGACGAUGCCCGUGGAAGACGAGGCAGACCCCCCAGCGGGGUCUGAGGACUCUGCGGAGCCCCGAACGGACACGCCAGACCAAGGCUCCCCUCCCCGCCCGGAUGGUGCUGCUAAGGAGAAAUGCACUUCGGCGUCUGAGCCAGGGUCCUGUGAGGCGUCUGAGCCACCGGCUAAAAGGUCGAAGAGCUCAGAGGAGCCCACAGGAAAGGGACCCCCAGGGCAGCUGCAGGCGAAGGUCCAGCCGCAGGCCCGGAUGACGGCACCGAAGCAGACGCAGACGCCCGAGCUGCUGCCCGACCCCCUGGAAGCCCGCGUGCGGCCACGGUUCCAGCCGCGGGUCCUGCAGAUCCAGGCCCAGGUGCAGCCACAGAUUCAGCCACAGGUGCCGCCCGUGGGCGCCCAGGUGCAGCCAACGCUGCAGAAGCAGGCGCAGACCCAGACCUCUCCAGAGCACUUCCUGCCGCGGCCGGCGCAGGUGCAGCCCCCGAGGCAGGUGCAGCCCCCGACUCAGGUCCAGGCAGGAACACAGCCCAGGGUCCAGCCCACGGAGCAGCCACCAGAGCAGCCUCCAGUGCAGCCACCGGACCAGACGGAGGGGCAGCCUCCAACGCAGCCCCCGGUGCUGGCGACAGGGCAAGAGCCUGUUCCGGCUGAUGCCCCUCGGCAGGAGUCGCCGCCCAGUGCGGGAGAAACGGAAGCAGGCCUGGAGGAGGCCUCCCCGGAGCCGGGGGCGGCACAGGGCAGCACGGACGGGCGCCAGGAGGAGCUGACCGGCGGCCUGGAUGUGGGAGAAUGUGAAAAAAGAGCGAGAGAGAUGCUCAGGGUGUGGGGUGCCGCGGGCUCCCUGAAGGUCACCAUCCUGCAGAGCAGCGACAGCCGGGCCUUCAGCACCGCAUCCCUCCCACCCGGGCCACGCUCCAGCGACGCCGCCUCCGCCAGCCCUGCCGCCGCCGGCGUGCCCCCCAAGAGGGUGCUCCAGUUCUUCUGCUGCCUGUGCAGGGCCGGCUGCUGCAGCCAGCAGGAGUUCCAGGACCACAUGUCGGGGGCCCAGCACCAGCAGCGGCUCGGGGAGAUCCAGCACCUGAGCCAGGCCUGCCUCCUGUCCCUGCUGCCCGUGCCCCGGGAUGUCCUGGACAGAGAGGCUGAGGAGCCGCCUCCGAGGCGCUGGUGCCACACCUGCCGCGUCUACUACGUGGGGGACCUGAUCCAGCACCGCCGGACGCAGGACCACAAGAUCGCCAAGCAGUCCCUGCGGCCUUUCUGCACCGUCUGCAGCCGCUACUUCCGGACCCCCCGCAAGUUCGUGGAGCACGUGAAGUCCCAGGGGCACAAGGACAAAGCCAAGGAGCUGAAGGUGUCCGAGGAGGAGCCAGCUGGCCAGGGGGAGGACCACUUCAUCACGGUGGAUGCCGUGGGUUGCUUUGAGGACGAUGACGAGGAGGAGGAGGAGGAGAAUGAGGAAGAGAUCGAGGCUGAGGAGGAAUUCUGCAAGCAGGGAAGGUCCAAAGGGAUAGCCACAGACGAGUGGAAAGACGCAGAGACCCACAGCCCCAGCACCGCACAUGGCUCGGACGUCAUGGUGCCCGUGAUGGGCUACGUCUGCCGCAUCUGCCACAAGUUCUACCACGGCAACUCGGAGGCCAAGCUCUCCCACUGCAAGUCCGCGGCCCACCUGGAGAACCUGCAGAAACUCAAGAAGGCCCAGGAUCCCAGCCCUGCCGCCAGGCCCGUGAGCCGCCGGUGUGCCAUCACCGCCCGGAACGCCCUGACGGCUCUGUUCACCACCAGCGGCCGCUCACACCCCCAGCCCGGCAUCCAGGACACGGCCAAGCCCCCCAGCAAGGUGACCGCCCAGGCUCCCCAGCCCCCCCCAUUCCGGCGCUCAACCCGCCUCAAAACCUGA
This is a messenger RNA of Pipistrellus nathusii (Nathusius's pipistrelle), 2427 nucleotides long. NCBI's taxonomy places the organism in Eukaryota, Metazoa, Chordata, Mammalia, Chiroptera, Vespertilionidae. The record is from the annotation of a GenBank genome assembly.